CGAUAAGCUGUAUUCUGUUUCAGUUAUCGUUAGAGCGGUAAUUUGUUUCCAUUGUUGGUUAGUAUGAUACCCGAAGGAUUACCGGAGUUACUGGAGAAGUUCACGGAGAAGGCUAUAUCAGAAAAGCCGACUGAUUUGGUUGAGUUCGCAGCAAAUUAUUUUCAUAACCUUCUGGAAUCAAAAAGUCAACUUGAAGAACAUCGAGUAGGAUAUAUUGGUGCACGUCGACACAGUGUGGCAGCUGAAAGUUUUAAUCCAGCCACAAUAACUGAUUUGGAACCUGUUGUUCAUCCAAAGUCUGUAGCACAAAAACUUCGUUUAGCAUCAGUCGUUAAACCAAUUUUCAUUUUUCGUUCAUUGGAUGAGAUUCAACUGAGAAGAGUAAUCGAUGCGAUAAAAGAAACGCCUGUGACUAAAGGUCAAGUAAUUAUAAAUCAAGGUGAAGAUGGUGAUUAUUUUUAUGUAAUUGAAAGUGGGGACUAUGAUAUAAUCAUAAAUGGGAAUAUAGUAGGAAGUUAUGCUGGAUCGGGUUCCUUUGGAGAAUUAGCACUUAUGUAUAACACUCCUCGAGCGGCUACCAUUAUAGCGAAAACAGAUGGUGUAUUGUGGGCUUUGGAUCGAACAACGUUCCAACAUAUAGUUUUGCGACAGGCAUUUUUAAAACGUCAACUUUAUGAGAACUUGCUGUCUUCAGUUCCGCUUUUAGGGAGUUUAAGUGCAUACGAACGUACUAAUUUGGCGGAUGCCCUUGGGAGUCAUACCUAUGAAGAUGGGACGUGGAUUAUUCAAGAAGGUGAACCGGGAGAGGAAAUGUACUUUAUUGAGGAAGGAUGUGUUGUAAUUUCUACCAAGAAUUCUAAAGGAGAGGAAAUCGUACUCAAACAGCUGCACAAGAAUGAUUAUUUUGGUGAAUUAGCGUUAAUUUUACAUGAACCCAGGAAAGCAUCAGCUCGUGCUGUUGGUAGAACUAAACUUGCAGUUCUGGAUGUAUCAAGUUUUGAACGACUUAUGGGACCAUGUAUAGAAAUUAUGCAACGUGAAAUGGGGCGUUAUCGUACUCAAUUACUUGAAACUUUGGGACCAGAUGAUAUACGUAAUAAUCCUUCAUUGGCAAAAUUCGUAGAAUUCGAACAGUAAUUUCAAAAAAAGAGAAAAUACAAAUAUGUCAACUGUAAUGAAUUAUGAAAACAAACUACAAUUGUCUGUUCUCAUUCAUUUCUUCAUAUAGAUGUUUUACGUAAAUGAUCGUAUUCUCAAUGUUUUGUUGAUGAAUUUCUGUAUCUUUCAUGAAUAUAAACGUUUAACGUUCUCACUGUUUUUUUACAAUAUCUGUAACGUGAUUAUUCUCACUAUUUACACAUACAUUCAAUUAUCGAAUGUAUUUUUAAAAAAACUGAUGUUUAUUAUUAUUAUUAUUAUUAUUA
Molecule: messenger RNA, 1424 nt
Organism: Schistosoma mattheei
Lineage: Eukaryota; Metazoa; Platyhelminthes; Trematoda; Strigeidida; Schistosomatidae
Source: the annotation of a GenBank genome assembly